Messenger RNA from Penicillium manginii, 2259 nucleotides. RefSeq names its product putative respiratory complex assembly protein Rmp1. The transcript has 2 exons. The record is from RefSeq and is a predicted model, not a curated record. The coding region runs from base 1 to 2259 and encodes 752 amino acids. NCBI's taxonomy places the organism in Eukaryota, Fungi, Ascomycota, Eurotiomycetes, Eurotiales, Aspergillaceae.
AUGCGUCCUCAUCCUAGGUGUGCCCAACGCCUUCAACUUUGGGCUCGACCUACUUCAUUUACAAGACUCUCAAUUCACUCCAUUCGUUGCCAGAGCUCAACCUCAACCUCAGCCUCCCACCGUUCACCGAGACCUCCGCGCCGACCGCACUCCAGGCGAUUCGAAUCCGUGCAACAAUCUGAGGCCCGCCAGGUCCAGCUGACGGUCGAUUCCUUAGGAGAACCUGGCUGUGUCACUGUCAUAUCUUCUAAUCGCCCCAAAUUGCCUUUUCGACCACGCAAACCCCGCCCGGCGCAUCCUCGCAACCAAACUGCCACGACAGUCGACUCAAUACUGGAUGAUUUGGACCAGGAGACUGUUGAUCUGGAUGAAGAGGAUAUCCGUAAGACCAUUGAAACACUUGGCCAGUUCUCCGAACAAAGUGCCAAGCUGGCAUUGCACGAGUGGGAGACCCUCCGAUCAGACAUCGCAACUUCAUUCACCUAUAAACAACUAUCCGACUAUAUCGCCGCCCGCAACCAAUCUGCGUCAGAAGAACAUCAAGAAGAAGAUGUUUGGAGACCAGGAACUUCCUCGUUCUGGCAUGCCAGUCCAACCGCGCAUAGCAACACCGAACGAUUAGCCGCGGCUCAGGGAUUAACGGGAAAGCCCCUCCUCGCAGAACAUAUCCUUCGAGAUUGCUGGCAUUUCUCGGUGAUCAGCGAGGUUGGCCAGCUGGAUCUUCGCCUCCCUCCGCUCUCAAUUACCGUGCUGCUCAGUUCCACAAAUUUCUCGUUCGAUGAAGUUGCCGACCUCCAUUCUUCCAGUAUCGAUGUGACUAGUUCUCUCGGUUUGGUCCGAGUUACCGGUACACAGGAAGCUUGCGAAUCGAUCCGCGAUGUCAUCGAAGACGCCGUGACCCGUAUUCGUACGGAAAAGACCGGCAUCAGUGUCAAAACCUCUGUCAACCCGGCUCAGGUAUUCACACGGCCAUUCAUCGAUUGGGUUUGCCAAACCUAUGGCGUGGCUAUAGAGCAAGAUUCUUCGUCUAUUCCUACCAAGAUCCUCUGCCUCUCGGAAAGUAUUCAAGAUGCAGAGAGUGCUCGCCGAACCCUUAACUAUGCACUAUCUGAUGCGAGCCAAACCUCCGUUCCCUUCUCCACAUAUAUGCCUGCCUCGGAGCCGGCCAAUCUCUACAGUCAAAUUAUCCAGCACCCUUCCUGGUUGGAUCGAUCCAAAGCAUGGUUCCGAUGGGCUAUUUUAUCCACUCAAACGACAUCAACCGAGAUACAGCGAACGCCAUUCUUCGACGGUCACCAGACACGGCUUUCCGAUGAGCUGCUCAAGCUCCUUCGAAAGGACUCGGCUGUGACAAAUAGAAAUGUCUCAAAUGGAGCUACCAUACAGGAGACCGUGACAGCGUCUGUUGGUAGGUGUCUUUUUUCUUCGAAGCAAAUGCCUGAAGAUGCAGAAGCUACUCUAAGUGCCUCGGAACUUGGGAGAUCUUCCAUGACUCGGACUUUUACAACCGAAGUACCCAAUCUGGCGUCCUUCCUGGAGUCUCUUCCGGAACCUAAGCCGGAAUCAGGGACCGGGAGACUUUGUCUCAAACCAUCUUCGGAAUACUCUGGAGUGGCCCCCGAAAUUGAGGUUGAAUAUCGUCUCUAUGAAUCAGAAGGUGAAGAUUCUGGCUCUAGUGUCCAAAUAACUAGCUUGAAAACUAUCCUUGAAAAGAGCAGUGUGGACUACCUUCUCCCCGAGAAUUCGACUGAUCUCCGUUUCACCCGCACUGCCCAUCGAGAGAUCACUAAGGAGGUCCUAAGCGAGUCACCUCAUUACAGGCAGCUGGUCCGCAACAUCGAGCAAUCCCUAGUCCGUGAUGUCUCGCUUCCCCGUGGGCUUCUCUUAUCUCCUGAGAAAGAGGCUCUUGGUGAUUCUAUCUGGGACAUCUCGCUCGAAAACAACAUCGAGGUGGAAUACAUGUAUCCCCCUCUGCAGGACGUUCGCGGUUCUGUCGUUCAAUAUUAUGACCUCGAUGGCCGAGAAUUAAGCUACCGUUUCUAUGAAAGUGAUCCUUUCUACGCUAGACUCACGACAGAAGUCACAUUGGCGGUUGACAUUCCGCAGGCUGACGCCAAUCUACAUGCAGACGCUGAAGAGUUCCAGCGUUCUGUAGAGCAUUUAUACCACGAAUUCUAUACUGCGGCAUGCGACAUGGCAUUCAAGGUAAAACCCGCCAAUCGUGAAGUCGAGGGCGAGGUCGAGGGCGAGGUUUCAUAA